Messenger RNA from Papilio machaon (common yellow swallowtail), 2213 nucleotides. RefSeq names its product spliceosome-associated protein CWC27 homolog. Gene Ontology annotation, biological process: protein peptidyl-prolyl isomerization; GPI anchor biosynthetic process; protein folding. The transcript has 9 exons. Gene Ontology annotation, cellular component: glycosylphosphatidylinositol-N-acetylglucosaminyltransferase (GPI-GnT) complex; catalytic step 2 spliceosome; membrane. NCBI's taxonomy places the organism in Eukaryota, Metazoa, Arthropoda, Insecta, Lepidoptera, Papilionidae. Bases 137 to 2185 code for a protein of 682 amino acids. Gene Ontology annotation, molecular function: peptidyl-prolyl cis-trans isomerase activity. The record is from RefSeq and is a predicted model, not a curated record.
AAUUUGGAUACUGUAGAACUUAUAAGUGAGGUUGAGGUAUUCAAAUAUUUUAACUUGCGGUAUUUACUAGAUGACUACAAGUUGUAUUGAAAUGUUAAGUUCAUAAAUAUACAAGAACUAGAAUAGUGCCUUCGCAAUGAGUAACAUUUACAUUCAAGAACCUCCUGCACUUGGAAAGGUUCUUCUAAAGACAUCAGUUGGUGAAAUAGAUGUUGAGUUAUGGACAAAAGAAGCACCAAAGGCUUGUCGAAAUUUCAUACAGUUAUGUAUGGAAGGAUAUUACAAUGGAACUAUAUUCCAUAGGGUAGUGCCAGGGUUCAUAGUACAAGGUGGUGAUCCCAAUGGUGAUGGCACUGGAGGUGAAUCUAUUUAUGGAGAACCUUUUAAGGAUGAAUUUCAUUCACGUCUGCGUUUCAAUCGACGUGGGCUGGUAGCAAUGGCAAAUGCGGGGAAAGAUGACAAUGGUUCACAAUUCUUCUUUACUCUCGGUGCUACACCGGAGUUACAAAACAAGCAUACAAUAUUUGGAAAAGUUACGGGUGAGACAAUAUACAACAUGCUGAAAUUAGCAGAAGGUCUUAUCGGUCCGGAUGAAAGACCGGAGCAUCCCCACAAGAUAACCAGUACAACAGUAUUGAUAAAUCCAUUUACUGAUAUUGUACCUAGAGUUACAGCUGUUAAAAUAGAAGAACCACCGAAAAAGAAGAAAAAAGAACGAAUUGGUGUCAAAAACUUUGGUCUGUUAUCAUUUGGUGAAGAAGCUGAACAGGAUGAGGAUGAAGCUCAGGAGUACAGAGGGAAGCCGAAAUCAACACAUGAUUUACUUGAAGAUCCAAAGCUAAGCAAGAAAACAGCUGCGGAACUAGAGUUAGAAGAGGAAAGUAUGAAAGAAGAAAUGUCAAACAAGGAUUUAGAAAAGAAAAAAGAAGAAACAGUAGUCGCCGUUAAUAACAUACGAGAUAAGUUAAGCAGUAAGAAGAGAGGAAAAAGUCCUGAAAAUGAGAGUAAUAAGAGAAGAAAAGAAGAUGAUAAUGAUAAAGAGAGUAGUGCAGAAGAAGAAUAUUAUUUAGGCAAAGAAAGAGACAUGGAGAGGUUAAGGGAAAGGGAUCGUAUAAGAAAUGAAAUUCGACAGUUAAAGAAAGAGAUGAAAGAUACCAAAGAAGAUAACAAUAAAGCAGAAGAUUUGAAAGAAGAGAAAAAACCUGAGAAGUCAAUAGAAGAUAAUGAAAUGUAUAAGCAAUUCGUGGAAGAACAGGAGAAGUAUAAAAAAAUUAAAGAAAAGAUACCAAAGAAAGGUGCUGCUCGAAGCAGACGUACGAAAUUUACUAGAAAAACUACACGGAAAAAACCUUGGGUGAAGAAUUUAUAUGAAAAUCGUGACUAUCCUGACAAUUACACUGACCGAAAGUUCUUAGAGGAAUUAAGAAAGAAUUUGUUCGUGGAAAAAGUGACUUUAAAACAAGCGGUGCAAGGUUCAUUUCGUGUCGUUUUACGUUUGUGUUUGUGCGUUAUGUACGCUGUAUUGUACGUUUAUAUGUACAAUAGUUGGAUACAUACAUAUACAGUGAUAAAUUCAUCAGUGGCAGUGUCAAGUGCGUGUUAUAUUUUAUAUGUGUUAUUUGAAGGUAGUGAUUUAUUGAGACAUUUUAAAACCGUCCUUGUGUACUUGGUGAUAGGGUAUCUUUUGUCUCCUAUCUUGCACACUUUGACAGAUACAGUUAGUACAGAUACAAUAUAUGCGUGGGCUGUCAUAAUGAUGUUGGUUCAUUUGAUAUUUUUCGAUUACGACGUACCAGCGGCGCUAGUGUCGCAGUCUUUAUCAAUAAAUGCCGCGAUAUUCGCUUCAGUUUGUCUCGUAUCAAGAUUAUCAACGCCUUUCGAUGCGUUCAUUUUAUUGACUGUGUCUGUGAUAUUUUUUGUCUUAAGCCCUCAAUUAUUUCAAGUAUUUUUACACACGAGACUGUUUCUGGUUUUAUUUUUUAUCGUUUUAUUUCUAACGUUGGUAGGAUUGUAUACGGUGUCGAUUACUAUUUUGUGUUAUUUUGUUAUGUUGGUAGUUGUAAUUAGCGUGUAUUGCCCCAUUGCUUUUGUUAGGUGGCAGAAGUAUAAGGAUAAUAAAUAUGGUCCAUGGGAUGAGGCUGUUAUUGGGGAUUGUGAUGACUUUGACGAUACUUUAUGCAAUUAGUAUUAAUAUAUAAUUGAAAAGUGUUACA